Messenger RNA from Talaromyces marneffei, 1509 nucleotides. RefSeq lists its product as uncharacterized. Gene Ontology annotation, molecular function: hydrolase activity, acting on carbon-nitrogen (but not peptide) bonds. NCBI's taxonomy places the organism in Eukaryota, Fungi, Ascomycota, Eurotiomycetes, Eurotiales, Trichocomaceae. The transcript is spliced from 2 exons. The record is from RefSeq and is a predicted model, not a curated record. The coding region runs from base 1 to 1509 and encodes 502 amino acids.
AUGGCGACAGACUCCUCAAUUCUCUUGCACUCCGCAACAAUCCUCACUCUAAACACAGCUCGUGAGAUCCUCCGAAAUGGCUACAUCCACAUCACAAGCAACAAAAUCACCUCCAUCGGCAAAAACUACCCUUCAACUCCUCUCCCAGCACACACUCAAAUCAUAGACUGCAAAAACAAAAUCAUCAUUCCAGGCCUGAUCAACACGCACGCCCAUCUCGUACAAUCGUUGCUGCGCGGAUUAGCCGAAGAUCUUCCGCUGCACAAUUGGCUCUGCGAUGCGAUUUGGCCCUUGGAGACUGUGUAUGCGGAUGAUGAUGGAUAUAAUGCGGCCAGGCUGACGAUCGCGGAGAUGCUGAAGACGGGGACGACGUGUUUUUUGGAUCCGAUGUUGACGUACCGGGCGGGAUUUGAGAGGGUUUGUGACGUUGUGGGUGAGAUGGGGGUUAGGGGGUGUUUGGGCAAAUUGGUAAAAUUCACCGAAACAAAUCGACAACUCUCCAUCACAGACCCGCGAGAUAAAGAUUUGAUUGCCAUGUCUAUUCCCGCGCUCGUUGAAGCCCAUGCUCAACACCACGGCUCCCACGAGAACAGGUUACAUGUCUGGGCGGCAGCUGGUACUCCACGAGGCGCUCCCAAAUCUGCAUUCCAAGAGCUUGGUGACGCGUGUUCUGAGCAUGGCAUAUCGAUUACCAUGCAUUGCGCAGAAGCACCCCGAGACUUGGAGAUAUACCGCGAUACAUACGGGUGCAGUCCGAUGGAGUUUGUGAAAGAGACGCAUCUGUGCUGUUCUCAGCCGAUUGGUUCAGGGAAACCACGAAAAUUGGUGCUAGCGCACAUGGUCAAUCUGGAUUUGGAAAAGGAUAUCCCGUUACUAUCGUCGACACAGACAACGGUUGCGCAUAACCCGUCAUCGAACUUGAAACUUGCCUCUGGCAUAGCGCCCGUACCGAGUAUGUUAGCACAUGAAGAAUACGUCAACGUUGCAUUAGGAACAGACGGUGCACCAUGUGCAAAUCAUUACGAUAUGUUUCAAGAGAUGCAUUUAGCAGCCAUACUACACAAGGGGGUCCACAACGACGCCUCACUCAUCCCCGCUGAAACGGCACUCGAGAUGGCCACGAUCAAUGGCGCAAGAGCAUUGGGGCUAGAGGAUGAGGUCGGCAGUCUGGAAGUGGGCAAAAAGGCGGAUAUGGUAGUCCUCGACCCUUAUGGGCGAGGUAAUAUAGGGAUUGCACCGUGGAGUCCUAAUGACGAUAACGUUGAUGGAGUAUCACCCGUUACGACUGUUGUGCAUGGAUGUACGGGGCGGGACGUGGAUAUGACUGUUGUGGAUGGGAGGAUCGUUGUCAUGAAUGGACAAUUGGUUGAUGGUGGUCGAGCGAAAGAGAUGGAUAUUAUUGGAAAAGCGCAGCUGGCUGCUAGAGGUAUAUUGCAGAGGUGUAACAUGGAUCGUGCAGAGGGGCAGGAGAUUGGAGGCCGAUUGAGAAAGGACUGGACAUAUGUUUAG